AAAUGGUUGUAUGUCAUUGAUUUCAUUUAACUAUAUUCAAUCGCUCAUUGCAUCAUCAAAGAGGAAAGUUUGCAAUUCGCUUGUUCAGUGAGUGAGAAAGGAUCAGUUUGGAAAAAGUCAUGGGAAAUCGUAUACCUUUGUGAACGACUAAUUUGCAUCUAGUUCCGAGAAUUCAUUUUAGUGAACACUUCAUUUGAACUGCAUCGUUCCGGCACGACACAACUGCAUUAUUUAAGAAAAUUAUAACACAAAUCAAGUUUUGUGAAUUUUUUUACAUUUUUUACCAUACAAAACCCUAUGAAGUCAUGAGUGAUGUUCUAAAAAGCUCUCAGGAGCGAUCACGUAAACGGAAACAAUUAUUGGCACAAACAUUGGGCUUGUCCAGUGUAGAUGAACUGAAAACUGCAUUGGGGAACAAUGAGUCGAAUAAUGGUUCCAACUUGAAUUCAAAUAGCUUUGGAGCCAGUGCAAGUUCAGUGCACAAUAGCCAGAGAUCUCAAGACGACGAAGAUGCCGACGGUGUUAGUUCAUCGAAGAAAACUCCAGGAGAAAUUAUUUACCGUGAUUCAUCAACAUUUCUAAAGGGAACACAGUCAUCAAAUCCGCAUAACGAUUACUGCCAACACUUUGUGGAUACCGGUCAAAGACCACAAAACUUUAUACGUGAUGUAGGCUUAGCAGACCGGUUUGAGGAAUAUCCUAAGCUAAGAGAAUUGAUUCGUCUCAAGGACAAACUAAUACAGGACACGGCUUCCCCACCGAUGUAUUUAAAGGCAGAUCUUAAGACUUUAGAUGUAAAAACCUUGGGAACCAAAUUCGAUGUUAUACUCAUAGAACCGCCACUUGAGGAGUAUGCUCGGGCUGCACCAUCUGUGGCCACAGUUGGUGGUGCACCUAGAGUUUUUUGGAAUUGGGAUGAAAUACUAAAUCUUGAUGUUGGUGAAAUAGCAGCCCAUCGCUCAUUUGUGUUCUUAUGGUGCGGUUCUUCAGAAGGCUUGGAUAUGGGACGUAAUUGCCUAAAGAAAUGGGGCUUUAGGCGUUGUGAGGAUAUUUGUUGGAUACGCACCAAUAUCAACAAACCAGGCCAUUCCAAACAGUUGGAGCCAAAGGCUGUAUUUCAACGUACUAAAGAACAUUGUCUGAUGGGCAUUAAAGGAACGGUGAGGCGUUCCACCGAUGGCGAUUUUAUCCAUGCCAAUGUUGACAUCGAUUUGAUCAUUUCCGAGGAAGAUGAAUUUGGUUCAUUUGAAAAACCCAUCGAGAUUUUCCACAUUAUUGAACAUUUUUGUUUGGGACGUCGUCGAUUGCAUUUGUUUGGUCGUGACUCGAGUAUACGCCCCGGCUGGUUAACAGUCGGUCCGGAAUUAACAAAUUCCAACUUUAAUGCCGAACUCUAUCAGACGUAUUUUGCCGAGGCGCCUGCCACAGGUUGUACAACACGUAUCGAAUCACUGCGACCCAAGAGUCCACCAGCUAAUAGUAAGAUUAUACGUGGUCGGGGUGGAAGAGGAUUUCCCCGUGGUCGCGGUAGAGGAAGAUAAAAUGUUUACCACACGAUUCGUAUUACCAUAAGUUCUCAAUUACCUAUGACAUUUUUGUACGUAUCACAAAAUCAAAUCGACUACUUAAAAUCGCAUAAGAAUCGCAAAAGUUUAAGUUAAAUAUAAUUACUCUUUUUUGUAAUGACCUUUAUAAGAAUAAAUAC
Molecule: messenger RNA, 1705 nt
Organism: Musca domestica (house fly)
Lineage: Eukaryota; Metazoa; Arthropoda; Insecta; Diptera; Muscidae
Gene: Mettl14
Product: N6-adenosine-methyltransferase non-catalytic subunit
Exons: 3
Coding region: 306-1541 (411 amino acids)
Cellular component (GO): nucleus; RNA N6-methyladenosine methyltransferase complex
Molecular function (GO): mRNA binding
Source: RefSeq, a predicted model, not a curated record